UUUUUAAAGAAUAUUAUAUAUUUUUAUAUUUUGACCACGGCUAAGGUGUGUCACGUGACAGGGCAAAGUCCUGAACCACGUUAUAAAUUCGCUACAGUAGCUUAUAAAACGUCACAAUCUGUUGCUCGUCUUUAAUAUGUUUGUAAACAGAAUUGUUGUGUAAAUGUUUAAUCCCGCUUUUACAGCGUCGUUAAUUUAAGUAAUAAUAAUCUGUGGUAGGGCUAAUGCUCGUUGGUAUAUUUCCACUCUUCGAUGGCUCGAGAUGAGCUGCCCCCACCUGCUGAUUGACGUGACAGCUGCACCCCGAAUCCUCUGGCGCUAUGCAAAUCCCUCGAGACGAGACAAGCGCCGAUUGGCUGGACACUCGCCGCUGGUUGGUUUCUCGAGGGUAACGUUUAGGCGAGUCACGAGCGUCUCCAUGACGUCCGCCGUGGCGCCUAUAUAUCGAAUGCGAAAGCCAAAUCCAUCAAUGAAAUAGUAAAGAGAGAGUGAGAGUCCCUGAGAGAGAGAGACAGGAGAGAAAGAGAAUCAUUCCCGACUGUAUAGACGCCUCCUAACAGACCAACCCACGUCAGGAUGAAGAUAAUAAUCGGAAUUGGAGGUGUGACCAAUGGAGGAAAGACAACUUUGACGGGUAGACUUUUAAAGACCCUACCAAACUGUUGUGUUGUACAUCAAGAUGAUUUUUUCAAGCCCCAAGAUCAAAUAGAGGUCGGGGACGACGGCUUUAGACAGUGGGAUGUGAUUACCGCCCUAGAUAUGGACGCCAUGGUGAACACUGUUAAGGGAUGGAUGGAGAACCCGGUCAAGUUUGCCCGGUCCCACGGCGUGACCGUUUCAGCAACACCGGACGGCUCGGACCCUCAAAGUGACAUCCACUUUCUGAUUGUGGAGGGAUUUCUGCUGUAUAACUACAAGCCUUUGCUUGAAGUCUACAACAAAUGUUAUUACGUGACCAUUCCAUAUGAGGAGUGUAAAAGGAGAAGAAGUACGAGAACUUACACCGUUCCUGACCCAGCCGGGCUGUUCGAUGGUCAUGUUUGGCCCAUGUACUUGAAACACAGAAAAGAGAUGUCGGAGACCAACCUAGAUUUCCAAUAUCUGGAUGGGAUGAAAUCAAAAGAGGAGAUCUAUAACCAUGUUUAUGAGGACAUCCAGAACACUGUGGUCAAUGUCUUAUAGCAUCUCAAGAUGUUUGUGUAUAGAACUGUAAAUAGCAUCGGAGUAGAUACGGCCUCUGCUUUUGAACCAAUUUUGUAAAUAAUAUGAUGACAUACUAACUUAUUUUACAACAGAUGGCAAAAGCCCUGAAUUUUGUAUUGAUUUGUGGGACUUUGCUUUAUAAAAAAGGCAUUACGAACAUUACAACUGUCAUGACUUUAUACUGUAAUUGAAACUUUGUUUUCAUUUCUAGCAUUCAGGCAUGCUUGUAAAUCAUCUUAUAAGUGUCUGGAGUGCAUUAUCAUCUGGUCAUAUAACAGAUAGCUAUAAAGCAAAGCUGGAUUUGUUUUUUAAAGAUGAUGCCAUUCAAUGCAUUCAUGCCACACAUUCAUUCAGUUCAUCACACUUAGAAACGAUUUGUCAAUCAUACUUUAUUAAAGUAUAAUCAACAAACAAAAACUCAGUUCACAAUACAGAUGUGAAUAAGUUAAUAAAUGUAUGCACAUGUGUCAUUUUUAACAAACUGUCAAACUAUAACACGACAAUAAAUAAAACUGAAUAGAUGCAUAAAUA
This is a messenger RNA of Triplophysa dalaica, 1734 nucleotides long. RefSeq names its product nicotinamide riboside kinase 2 (gene nmrk2). Bases 577 to 1182 code for a protein of 201 amino acids. Gene Ontology annotation, cellular component: cytoplasm. The record is from RefSeq and is a predicted model, not a curated record. The transcript is spliced from 8 exons. Lineage: Eukaryota; Metazoa; Chordata; Actinopteri; Cypriniformes; Nemacheilidae.